UGAUGUGUAAUAAUAAUGAUAAACAGACAGAUGAGUCUUUGAAUAUUUAGUGACUCCAGUGUGUAACGUGGUAUGAAUUUAAGAUUUCUCUUGUGUGUCGGUACAGAGAUGCAGACGGAGAGUGCAAAGAGGAUGGACUCUGCAGGAGAAGCGUCCCUGAAUUCACCUGAGCUGCCCUGGAACCAGCUGUAUUUGAAGAGAAGGACCGAGUCCAGGAUGCAGUUAAGGAGGAGAGUGUGCUUCACUGGCCCUGCUGCUGCUGCUGUUACCGGGGUAUUGGCAAUCCUCAUACUGGCUGCUGGCAGUGUGAGCAGCGACAGUGAGUUUGUGAAAGUCUCAUGCUCAAUGAACUGUACUGAGGGGCAGGACUGUAUCCUGAGCUGCUCUUUCGACUACACAGCUGGAGGCUGGGAUGAGAAGUCAGCUGUGAUCUGGAGAAGAGCAGAAACGGACCACAUCGUUCACGGUUACUAUAACAACAGGGACCAGCUUAACAAUCCGCUCCCUCAGUAUGUGAACAGGACCAGCCUGUUUGAUUCUGAGCUGCAGCGCGGGAACGCUUCACUGCUGCUGAGAAGAGUCAGGGAGGGAGAUGCUGGAGAAUACAGGUGCUCUGUUUACACUCUUAGACUGGUCGGGUCAGGCCUGACUGAGGUAGUCGUGGUUCCGGCUCAACCAACAACAGCACCAGAUCAUGUGACAGUCCCGAGCUCUGACUGGAGGGGUUUAGGAGCACUUCUUCCUCUUCUUGCUCUUUGUGUGAUUGUAGCGUGGCUCUAUAAAAGACAUGCAAGUCCAGCACAGGCAGUGCCGUUAUCAGACGUGAUCGAGGUGCCCAGUGAAGUCAGACCGCUCCCCUGCACUGCUCAAUUUACCCAGUUUAAUACAAGCUCCCAAAACGAAAUAGUGUAACCCGGUUAAUGUCCCCUUGGUUAAUAUCCCAACCUGCUUAUCAUGGUUUUUUUAAACCACUUGCCACUCACCAUAGGUUUCUAUGUUAAAUUAACUCUUUUAAUAUCACUAGGAAUCACUCUUAUUAUCCCCUUUUUGAGUCGUCUACCAAAGCUGUGCAGAUGAGGUGUACUGUUUGUAAGAAAGAAGUAACGUCGCCUUUAAGAAAUGGCGGCGCUACUGAGGAAAAUGAAACAAACAGCACCCAGGAACCGGAGCACUAAUUGGUAGGGCGGGGUUCCUGGGGUAUAUAAGGAAGUAGGGUAGGACAGGACGGGGGUGAUCGUGGGGAGCACCGCCGGAUUGUCCUGCAGGAAAUACCCAGAAAAAUAGAGAGUGUUAUAAAACUUUGCAAGGUAAAGUGAACGUGUUUUGUUUGGUGAACAAGAGUUUUGUUUUGUGUAAAUUGUGAGCGUUUUUCCUCUUGGUGAGGUAGCCUUUUGUUUUACGAGGACAAUUUGUUUGAUUUAAACGUUUGGAUGAACGCCGCUCCUCAGUGUUAAGUAAAGCAGUUCCGCAGCUUCCGUGUCGGUUGAGCACCGUCACAGCGGCGUACUGUGUGUGUUGGAAAACAUGGAUCGAGAAUUGAUUAGCAGUUUGCUACGCAUGUGGACUGGCAGAGCUAUACUGGUGUUCUUUUCUGAAAAGAAACUAAUAUUGCAGAUAGCAGACUGUUUGGUUCAAAUUGCAUGUACUGCUAACAAUUGAUAAGAGACCUUGUGUCUACAAGCUUCUUGUCCAACAUUGACUGCAAGCUAACAAGAUAUUGGUGCUGUGGACCAGGAGGGGCUAGGCUCUAAGACUUUUAGGAAUACAAAGCAUAAAGGGGCUAAAAGGCUCCCAGGGACUGCCGUUGGACCAAGAGGUUCACAGGGAGAGUAAGAGAUAAUACCACUAGGACUUGAAGGGUCUAAGGCAAAACGGAGAGAAGAUGACAAAAACCAGAUGUAUGGACCUUUUUGGGGCACCAGGGGUUUGAGGAAUGCACUGAGUUCAGAGGUCGUCACACUGGACUACACACACACACACACACUCACACUCGCACUAAAUGAAAUAUAUGUUAACAGGAUAAUGAGUUGUACCUUUUCUAUUGGUUAAGUGUCAGAGAAAGAGGAGGGGAGAGACACCUAUGCAGAAGGGUAUUUAAUGUCAUGCAACAAUUGUAAGAACGAGUAUUCUGUGUCCUGUACCUGGGACCAGACUCCCUGCAUAUUUCAAUAAACCUAACAACUGACUGAAGAAAAGGACUCUGUGCAGUUUCUUGAAUCUACUUACUCACCAUCCUCUUUUUAAAGUUACAUCAUUUGGCGAGCCACCGGCGGACUGUUUCCUGUUUUUUUUUUCCAAAAACCGGGGGGGUUUUGAUACCUGACUGCAGAGAAACCCAUUUGCCCAGCCUGAAUCCCGUGCGCACAGGACCAGGACAAAGCGAAUGGACAGAGACUGCUUCUAACUUCUGACCAGACGGUGUGGAGAAUCUUUGAAUCAGGACUUCAGCUCGAACAUAUAACCACGUACAUUGGUGAGUAGUUACUGGUUUAUUGUUUUAUAUGCAGUGUUUAGAAUGUAGUGAGAAUCAAGGGUAGAAUAUGAAAGAGGACUUUUUGAUAAUUCAUGUACAUUGAGGACACAAUUAGUUAAGUCAAGAGAGAUUGACCGCUGAACUAAAAGUGUAUUGACUAUUAGGACUUUAGGUAUGAAAGAGGACCUCUGGAUUCUUAAAAAAGUCGGAGUAAAUCGUGUAGUGUUAUGACGUGCCAGUAGAGUUUAUUGGACUAGUUACACGGACUUGUAUAGCUCAACAGGUACGGGCAUACUCGGAUUUAUGUUUUAUGUUUGUUUGAGAGGAUUUGGUACACCUGUUUUGUCUUUGUUUUUACUGUUUGGUUUAUAAGUCACGAUAAGGGGGCCAUAGGAUAAGCCUCUUAUUUAACUGUCCACAUUAGGUGGUACAGAUAAGGAACAAUCAGACAAUAAGUUCCAGUUAAGCCCAAAUAGCACAUACAAAAGUGUAAAUUAAAUGUGCAAUAAACCAAAAUAAAAGUUUAUGCUUCGUUAAGCAUAGCUUUAAACACGGAAUAUUGGUAAAAACAAGACAAAACUAAAAAGUGUUGUUGUUCUUUUUGUUAGUUUUGUGUUUUGUUGGGAGUCUGAUCAACUCCAAAUAUGUUAGAAGCUGACCCUCAAUGUCAUCAAAUGGAUGGCUGGAGAAUAUGGAACAUAGACUAUGUGUUAAAACAUGGCAAAAAGGGAAGCUAUGUACAGAACAGUAAUGUACAUGUUCAUGUGAAAGGUCAGGAGUGUGUGUCUCGUAAGAAGAAAAAGACAAAGGAAAUUCAAAACUGGUAGCCCACAAAAAAACAAAACAAAAAAAACUGUAAAAUUAAAAGGUCACAUUAAAAUGUAAUUAAGAAGUUGCUUAUUAAUGAUUGUUUGAGUAAUUCUGAUUUUGCUUAAGCGUGGAGAUAAAGUAACAUCUUAGAAAAACUAUGUACCAAGAACCAGCAUGAAUACUUAUUGUCUUGCCUCGAUCAUAAGAGAGUUUGAUAAGGGAAAGAGACCCAUGUUAACUGAUGAGUUAUUUGUAUUGUGUUAGUGUUUGAAUGCAAAGGAAUGGCCAACCUUUGAACUAAAACAAUAACACAAAUAUACAAAGCAACAAUUAAUAGUUUGUUCAGGAUUAUAUUGGUAAACAAGAGGAACAUUUUGUCUUUCUGAUAGAGGAUUUACUUGAAAAGAAAGUGGUGGUAUUAUUUUGGUACGCAGGGUCUGUGUCUCCCUGGUCACAGAUUCAGGGAGGAAUAGGAAAAAAACUUGCGUGACCAUAUUUGGGCAGAGAGAGAAAAGACUGAGAAUAGAUCACUGUUAGACAGACUAAAAAAUAAAAAGACUUUUAGGAAGAGAACAAAUGUUUUUGGAGAUCAAUAAAUCUGAAACAAAUUAAAUUAUCGACCUGGAAAUAUUUUAAAAAUAUUUUCAUGAAUGAAUGUUAAGUGUUUGUUUGAGAGUGAAUUUUAUGUUUAAGACACGGGUGAAUUUUAUGAAUCACCUAUGAAUACAUAUUUGAAACCAAGAUCACAUGAGUGGUAGAGUUUGUAUUAUUGGUGUAGCUAAAAAAAGUGCAGAGUUAAAACGAUGUUUUAUUUUUAAGGGGUCUGUUUAUUAAUGAUUGUUUAGUUCAUGUUGAAUUAAACAGGGAGAUUGCAUUCUCUUUGAAUGGAAAACGCGUAGUUUAAUAAAUACUGAUGUUAUCAGUAUUAACUGGGUUUAUUCUGAUGUUGCUAAAGCACACUACGAGUAGAAGAAAAAAAAGUUGAAUUGUUAGAGAGCAUAAAAUACAAUUCAAAUGGGGAAAAAGAGGUCACAAUCGAUAUCGGAGUGAUCUACAGGGAUUUCAACUUCUGCUGAGGCAUCAGAAUGCAGUGAUGCAGGAGACAAAAGCAGUGUCACUCAGAGCUACGCGAGUGAUGUGAAAUGGGAUGUUUGCACACAUGUGUACGAUGUGUUUUGUUUAUGUUGGUUACAAUUAGUAUUUUACGGAGCUUCUUGCAGGAGAGGUGAUGAUAAUUAGAUUAAUGUGAUAACUGAAACAUGAAUAAAUCGCGAGUGACAUGAGAUUAUUGAUGGUGCAGUAUAGGACUGCAGGGUUGAUGGAUUGUGAUAUUGGUAUGAUAGACAGUCUGUUGGUUAAUGUUUGUGUGUUUGUCUGUGAAUAUAGGGUAUGAAUACUCUCUUGUGGAAGUUCAGCACAGGAGGCUGAGCUAAUGGAAAUAUUGUGAUGCAAAAUAAAGUCAACUUCUCACUGUCUAAUACAGAACAGACAGUCGCAGUAGCAAAAGUAAUUAUGCACUCACAGUAAUACAAAUGCACUUGGUAGGAUUGACCAUGGGGAAACGCCCGUGUAAAUUAAUCAAAUCAAUAUUCGCUGGAUUAAGCAUGAAGCAACCUGCGCCCUGGUUGGCGAAGUACAGUGAUUCCAUGUCCUCUGCCACCCAAAGAGCUCUGGGUUGGUAAAGCUUGUGGACCACAUCCUAAAAAGGAAGCAUCAUAAACAGGUGCUCAUGAAUGUCAGGUUUAUGUGCACACACAUUUUCUUUUUCUCACUGGACUAUUUCUAUAAUAGAUCCUGAUUUAUUUUGAUCUGCUAAAAGGAUGCUGUUAUUAAUUGCAGCAAGAAUAGGCAGUACUUUUAUUUCUGUAUGCGUUAUUGAGAAACAUUAACGUUUGAAUACAUUUCUUUGUAAACUUUCUUUUCAACUGUUAUUGUGAUAUGUGCUCUGGACGUCUUGCCAAGAAGGGAGAGAUCAAUGUAUGACUAACAUCUUACAGGACUGUUCUCAACUAGGUAAUAUCAUACAGUAUGUGGACGACAUACUGUUGCAACGAGAACUGCGGAGAAGCACUAUCUGUUGCUGGAGGAGCACGCUGCUCUCAAAUUAAAUCUAAAGAAAGCUGCAUUAAUGAAAUCAUCUGUUUGUUUCUUAUUGAGUACAGGUGGAAACUGGAGGACACACACCUGACCCAGGAAAUAAAAAGCUGAUUAAAAAUCUGCCCCUUAGAUCUUUUUGGGCAUAUUUGGAUUCUGUCAGGACUUCAUGGAAGGAUACAGCGAACUAGCUGUCACCCUCUAUGAACACCUGAAUUGAGGCAUUAAAACAGGCACUGAUUCCAACCCCACUCAGGGUCUCCAUCCAAAUUAAAAAAAAAAAAGCGGGGGGUUGGAAGGCUGAUUGGGGAGGUUCGUAUGAGAUAAUGGACAAACUGGGAGAAACCAAUUUGAAAUUGGCAAUACAAAAAUUAGGGAGUGAAAACUGGCUUGAAAACUAGUUUCACUGAUAAGCAAGCCUGCUGGAGAAUGGAAAUUCCUAAGUGCACUGAUGCAGUUAGUUUAGAGUAGUAAUUGUGAGCAAUGAAGCAGAUAGAGAUUUGUAGUUACUUUUAGAGUACAGACACAGGUCUAAGGCUUUCCUCUUCUCCUACAGGUUCAUGCUGGAACUGAUAUUUUAUAUUAUGUUCACAAUAUGGGGUGGACAUAGGCUUUGAGAAAAAUACAAGAUAGAAUUAACAGACAUUGGCGAUUCUUAGAAUUGCAAUAACAUUAUCAAUGCAGAUGAAAAAGAGACUAUUCAAGAAUUAACCUUUUUGAAAUUAAAUCAGAUAUUAAUCAAAAGAAUAAAUACUGCACUUGUUCUCCACAGGUUCCGAGAUAAUAUUGAUGGCGUUUAUGUGGAAUGGAAGCACAAUGCUGUUCAUCGGAACUGAGAGGACCAUUUCAGAAGAGUUUGUGCAGAAAGUUCCAAUACACUUGUGGGACAAUUUGGAUAUGCAAACAGGAACUGUACAUAUUAACCUGCAGAACUUUACAAUGCUUGUCCAUGAUAUGUAGUAAUUAAGCUCUACCAUAUAUCUGGAACAAGAGUGUAAGUUGCUGAGAGAUGGUCAUGAGGAAGUAUCUGAAACCACAGAGACAUUCUUACAUAUGGGGAACCAUUCCGGUCUGCAUAUCAAAAGAAGAAAUAUUUAUGAUGAAGUUAAAGUGACAUUUUUGGGGAUGUAAUGGGGACUGUUAAUUUCAGUUAACAUACCUGAUAAUGAAACUACGUAUUAUAAACUUGGGGUAUAGAUGUAUGAUUGGUGAAAAGAUUUGUCUUAGUUUAAAGAUACUAAAGGUAAUAUGUCAGCGAUCCUGGAGUGCAGAGAUGGGAAGGUCUCAUGUAAUUUAUUACUAAUCACAUUCAGUAAAAUAACAAAAACUGCAAAGGUUGUACCAUUGACCUCUAGAGGCACUGGGAGUAUGGAGUUCGUGUUGUUCAUGACACUUAAGAGUGGUAUUGUUAAGACAUUGUAUCUGCCAUCCAUGGUAGGGAGGUAAAAUGGUUGGUGUCUUGCAAUGGAUUAUUUGGAGUGUUGUUAGGAACAUAAGACUAUAUUAAUAUGUACUUGUAAGGUAAUGGGACAUCCUAUGUUGAAUGGAAAUACCAAUUGAAAACAGCUGUUCUACUGAAAAAUAUGGUUACCUAUAUUAGACAUUAAUUGUGGAAAUCAUGUGAACUUUGAAUGAUAUGCUGUAGUGUUGAAUAUGUCUAAAAUGAGGCACUAUUUUAGCACUUGUUCAAUGCAUAGUGAUCAUUUUUGAAGUUAUAGUUUUAGGUUUUAAUCAGUCUUAAGUGCAUCAUAAGAUUGAGAUGGUCUAGAAUAUUGGAUUCUAGAAAGAUGUAAUUUAACAUACGGGUUUAAAAUAAUGAUACACCUAAAUGUGUUAGAGCAACAUGAGUGUGGUUCUGAUCAAGAGGAUGGGGAUCCACAGCUGGAACAUAGAGUUUAUUCUGAGAGUACUGUAGUUUCGGAUAGAAGAUGUGAUUAUGAGCUUACAGAGUUAAACCAACACUGCACCGCGUAGCUAAAGAGCAGGCCGGGUGGGUGAAAUUGGGAGGCAUAGAUUGCUGUAAGGAAUUGAGUACGUCAGUAAUUUACACUUGUUCCAUGCGGGGUGAUCUAAUUUCUUGAAACAGGGCAGUAAACCGUACUAUCGAGUUAAAAUCACUACGAAAGUAUGUCCCCUUUGCACCUCCUACCUCGGGAAGGUAUCAUUCUCGGACCAGAAAGAAAAACUGUUUUGGAUGAUGUGAAUAUAGUAUUAUCGUGUGUAAUGUAUAAUUUCACAAAUCUAACUGUUAUAUUUGAACAGUAUUGCAAGCAACACACCAAUAUCCAGAAUUGGCUUCAAAGGGAAAUAAGUAGUACAAUAAAAGAUUACAAAGAGCGAAUAGCCGAACGAAUGUAUGAAGGUAAUGAGAAUGUGUGAAGGUAAUGAGAAACGUAGGAAGAGGGGACUUUUUGAUGAAAUAGCAGGAUGGUUUGGUGCAGGAAAUUCUGUUGCAAACAGCUGGGAUAUUUAUCAAAUGUCAAAAGGGCAAACUUGGAUAGCAAGUGCUGUGGAAGAAGAAAUAGAAAGAUUGGGGAAUGGACAGAUGUAUGUAAAUCAAGGGAUUAGGCUCCAGGGUACAGCUAUAUAUAAGCUAAUAGAUGGAACAGAGGGAGCCCUGCGCAAUUUGACCAAAGCAAUAGAUUGUAGAAUAUUUGCGGGUGACCUUUUAAAAACAAUGAAGGAAGAAAUAAUGGACAUUAGGCUAAGAGUGGUACCUAGACAUGCACAGGAGGAUCUCAGGUUGAGGUUGGCAAUGAUCCACCCUGAUCAGACUGACCUCCUGGGAGCUAGUUUAGUGUGGCCAAAGAAGAAUGGCAAGGAACCACCUGGUCACAUAGGGUUCUAUCUCUCAAUACCAUACCUGGAUCCUAAUAACCAGUAUAAAGACAGUUUGAAGAUUAGACCGAUAGGAGUACUACACAAUGAGACAGUGAUAGUUUGGGAAAAGGCUACAUGGAAAGUUCAGCGAGGCAACUGGAGUGGUGUGGUGCAUGAAGCAUGCUGUUAUGAAACAAAUAGUCAUGUAGUUUGCCGGUGUCCUGCAAUCACCGGAAUUAAUAGAAAUAUAAGCACUGAAUUAGAGGUACAUCCACUAGAGGGGUGGAAAAAAGCAGUGCAGGUUGGGAAAUAUCAAUGGUGUGUGUUGAGUAACCAUACCAAUUUUAAAUAUGGAGAUUUAACUUGUCAGACUUCUCCAGGAUUUUGUUUUUCUCCAACACAUGCAGUUCAGAUUGGAGAUAUAUAUAUACCUGAACCUGAAGCAGAGGAGUUCCAAAUUACCGCUUGGUGGGAUGACACAUAUCUAGAUUCAUAUUCGGUCAUUUUUUCUCAAGUGCACAAAUUGGUUAAAAUAGCCCUACAAAGAGCGGAACAGAAGCUGCUCAAAGCUAAGGUCGAAGUUGAUUUGGCACAAUUAAAAGCCACCGUAUUGAAACGAUAUGGAUGGUCAGGGCAGGCCUUAGGGCACACUUUUGGGGAUUAUGUUGUUUUAAUAAUACUGUUAAUAGUAAUAGUAUUGAUUUUAUGGAAUAGCAUUCAGUGUUUUUGGUGGAAAAAAACAACACCGACAGUUAGAAAGGACCAUUGGCAGAUGGGAAACUGUAAACUUACUGGGAGCCACCAUGAAUAAGAAAUAACACCUGUGUACAGUGAUAAACUGUAUUUACUGUAUGUUUACUGUAUGUUUAUUUUUCAUUUUUUGUAUUAUUUUUAUGUAUGUUUGUUUGUUUUUUUUUGUUUGUUUUUUGCUCAUGACAUACUUACAUGGAGAAACAGCAAAGGCAAGGUAGAUACCUACACAUAA
Acipenser ruthenus (sterlet) is the source of this 9182-nucleotide messenger RNA. RefSeq lists its product as uncharacterized. NCBI's taxonomy places the organism in Eukaryota, Metazoa, Chordata, Actinopteri, Acipenseriformes, Acipenseridae. The record is from RefSeq and is a predicted model, not a curated record. The transcript is spliced from 2 exons. Bases 7734 to 9008 code for a protein of 424 amino acids.